CCAAAUGGAAAACUUGUAAUAGUUUUUCAGAUGAAAGGCAAAAGAGGAAAGAAGAAGAAUCAGAAUUUAUCCUCCCUCUUCUUCUUUAUUCAUCCGUAAAUGAUUAUUUCUCACUCUCUCCGUGAUUUCUUCCAUUUCUAUGCAAUCAAGCUUGCUUGUAAACCCCAUUCAUCCUAACUUCAUCAAUUAAUUCUACAAGGAAGCCUAAGGUACUGGAAUUUAAGGGAUUCAAGGAGACAAAGAAACUUGACAAAGGAGAAUUAGAGGUUGGGGGAUGUUAAGCAUCAAUUGGUAUUGUUCUUGAGAUUGCCACGGCAUCAUGGUCCCGUUCUCAUGCAAAUGACACGUUUGUGUUCUGCCACCGCAUGCAACAACACCUGUCUCAUGCGUCUCCUUUCCCCUUCACUAUCCAUUUCCAUGGAUGAAAACCAAAAACACUCAUUUGUUUUGCCUACACCAACAGACUUAAUCAACAACAACAUGGCCUCUAUCUUUUCCCCUUUCUACUCCCUUUUAACACCGACAUCUGAGUCCUACCACCAUGAUCAGGAAACCAAAGACAAUGCUCCUUCACAAAUAGCUUAUGGAAGCAUAGUAUUGCUGAAGAAACUAGGACUAUGUUUCCUGAGUGCUGCAUAUGUGUGCAUGGUUCUGUUUUUGGUUCUGAUUUUAGCUUUUGUGGUGGGUGUUGGGUUGGUUCGGUUUUGGGUUGAGGAGCCUCUGAUUGUUCAUGAAAGUUUGCAUUUUGAUUACACUGAAACUAACCCUUCAGCUGUUUUUUCAUUUAGCGGUGAAGUUAGUGCCGCCGGAGGGUAUAUUAAGACAAAACAUAUACGAGUUCCAGUUGGUCACACAUUUUCUGUUUCUUUAUCACUCUUGAUGCCUGAAUCUGAUUUCAACAGAGAGCUUGGAGUGUUUCAGUUGACAGCAGAACUCCUAUCAGUAAAUGGAAAUGUGAUAGCAAAAUCAAGUCAGCCAUGCAUGUUACGGUUCCGAAGCUCGCCGAUUCGACUCGCGAGGACGGUUAUGAUGGGUUUGCCUUUGGUACUAGGAAUCUCAGCUGAGACACAGAAAAUCAAUGUAGAAAUACUAAGGCACAAGGAACUGAAUCAAAGAACCAAUGCUAUAAGACUAACCCUGCAUCCAAGAGCAGGAACUUCAUCUCUUCCACAGCUAUAUGAAGCUGAAAUUGUUCUUAACUCUCAUCUUCCUUGGACAAAAGAGUUAAUCAGGAAUUGGAAGUGGACUUUCUACGUUUGGGUUUCAUUGUAUGUGUACAUUUUGCUACUCAUGCUUCUGCUAUGUUGCUUUAGGCCACUCAUUUUUCUAGUCACACCGGAGUCUUUCAGUGAUCAAAGAGUGAGUGACGGUGUAACAAGUGAAGAACUUAAAGAGUUACAAGAUGGAGAGUUAUUAGGUGAUGAGAGUGAUGUUUCUGAGUUGUUGAGAAAAUUGAGAGUUAGCAGAAAUAAGAGAAAGACUAUACUGACGUAUGGUGGUGUUGGUGUGGAAGAAAUAGUUGGUUCAUCAGCUUCAAGCAUUAGCAUGUCUGCUACUAGAGAAGAUGCAACCAGUACUGCAGUGGAAGAUGAAACUAGUGUUGAUGUGGAAGAUGAUGUUGAGGAUUCUGAAUCAGUGUGCAUUGAUUAGAGGGUGUACUUUUGUUAAAUGUGAUAAGGAGAAGGAAAAAUCAGGCAGUCUUUUGCCAAAACCAUAACUGAACCUAACUAACUUCUAAAACAGUUACAAAAACUGUUAUGAAGCUUUUGUUAUCUGUUACUUAUUAUAUAAGUAAUUUGCACUUAUUGUGAAUAAUGAAAAGCUUGUUAAUCUCUA
This is a messenger RNA of Lathyrus oleraceus (garden pea), 1836 nucleotides long. Its product is annotated as seipin-1. The coding region runs from base 334 to 1650 and encodes 438 amino acids. Gene Ontology annotation, biological process: lipid droplet organization; lipid storage. NCBI's taxonomy places the organism in Eukaryota, Viridiplantae, Streptophyta, Magnoliopsida, Fabales, Fabaceae. The record is from RefSeq and is a predicted model, not a curated record. Gene Ontology annotation, cellular component: endoplasmic reticulum membrane. The transcript is spliced from 4 exons.